AUGGUACGGUGUCUCUUUGGCGGCGCCAAGUCGGCCCCCGUCCCGCUGCCGGGCGAUCGGGUCGUCCCCAUGAACUCGCUCGACGACAACGCGCUCGUGCACAACACCACGUUGGUCGUGUCGUUUGUCUUUGAUGCCCUGCUCGAUCCGGAGAAGCUGCGCGAUUCACUAGAGAGUCUCAUCAAGCGCGACGGCUGGCAGAAGCUGGGCGCCCGCAUCAGAUAUAAUGGAGCAACAGGCCGGCACGAAUGGCACAUACCCGCCGAGUUCACCCCGGCGCGGCCGGCCGUGGCCUUUUCGGCUCACCAACACGACGCGCCCUUCUCGGAGCACCCGGCCUCGUCGCAGAUCAAGAGGCCGGACCCGGCCAGCGACAGGCCCCAGCUGAUCAGCGACCCGCUCGCGCUGGCCGACCUCUCCUGGGGCGGCUCGUACCGCCCCAGCGGCAUCGGCGACUGGUACGCCGACCCCGCCGAGGACCGGCCCGUCAUGGCCCUGCGCGUGCACACCUUUGCCGGCGCCACCACCAUGGUCUGCCUGCAGUGGCAGCACGUCGCCAUGGACAUCAUGGCGCUCAGGGAGCUCUGCCAGGCCUGGAUGGCGGUGCUCGCGGGCCGCCACGACCAGGUCCCCGUCCCCUUUGGCGCCGACGCUGAUCCCUUUGAGCCCCUGGUCACGGGCAGCCGGCAGGCUGCGGAGGCGCACGUGCUGGACGGCAGACAGGCCGGCAUGUUUGGUCUGUUCAAGUGGAUGAGCCGCUACGCGUACGACAUGCUGGCCCGGAAGCACGAGUGGCACGUCCUGUGCCUUCCCAGGGGCUUUUGGCAGCCGAGGCUGGAGGCGGCGGUCGAGGCGCUGCGGGAGGAGGCCAAGGCGAGGGGCGAGGAUCCCGGCGAGGUGUUUUUGUCCGAAGGCGAUAUACUCCUCGCGUGGAUCGUGCGGUGUCUUCUUGUGCCCAAGAAACUGAAGCCUAGCACUACCGUCGUCAUCAUGUUCACCAUGAACAUGAUCAAAGCCUUCCAAGGGGACAUAUUCCCGCCAGCCAGCGAAGACAGGCCGUACAUUGGCAACGCCUUCUCGUACUGCAACGUCCUGCUCAAGGCGAGCGACGUCACCGAGGGGCGUCUGUGCGACGUGGCGGUACAGAUACGGCGGGCCAUCGCGGCGCAGGGCACGCGGGGCCAGCACGAGGCGUACUUUGCCAUGAGGAGGAACUCGCGGCUGCCCUUUCCCAUGAUCUUCUUUGGCGCCAACGACAUGCUGCACCUGUCGUCUACAAACUGGUCCAAGGCGGACCUUUUCCAGCUGGAUCUCGGCCCGGCGCGCGUUGGCGACGGCGGUGGUGGCGACUCUGACGGCGCGCCUGCUUCUUGCAAGCCGUGGUAUGCCCAAGGGCUCAGCAGUCCCAUCAGCCCCCCGGAUUGUUUCACGAUUCAGGGCAAGGAUAGCCGUGGCAACUAUUGGCUCGAGGCGCCGAUGGUCGUGGGAAAGUGGGAUGAAUUCAUGGCUUUUGUGGACAAGGAGCUCGACAGCCAUGUCAUGUCAUGA
Pyricularia oryzae 70-15 is the source of this 1548-nucleotide messenger RNA. RefSeq lists its product as uncharacterized. Lineage: Eukaryota; Fungi; Ascomycota; Sordariomycetes; Magnaporthales; Pyriculariaceae. The record is from RefSeq and is a predicted model, not a curated record. Bases 1 to 1548 code for a protein of 515 amino acids. The transcript has 3 exons.